CCGAAUGUUAUUUGUCUCUCCACGUGACGGCGAUGGAACAUUUGGGACAAAAUUAUCGAGGGCGGAAAAUAUAUCUAACCAUGUAUGUAUUCCUGUUCGCCUGUCGUCACAUUGACGACAGGCGCGGAAAAAAAGCCUGUGAAUGUAUUCACUGGUUUACACACACACACAUACACACUCACUCCCUCCACACAUCCCAUCUCCAUUCUUCCCUCUAUCGCCUCUCCUCUCACCACCCAACCCUCCCUCCCUCUCUGCACUCCCUCCUGUGUCUCCCUCUCCCCGUGUCUCUCACUCCUGCGCGUGAAUUGUUACCGAGCGCAUCUCGUCUUCACGCAAAUCAGCUUCGUACUCCCAGACUGCAUGUGACAUUGUGCUGCUCCCUGAGUGGACACCACCCAUCGCACGGCCAUGGACUUCGUCAUGAAACAAGCCCUUGGAGGCGCCACGAAGGACGUGGGGAAGAUGCUCGGAGGAGACCAGGCGGAGAAAGACCCCGAAGCGCAGAAGAAGGAAGAGGAUCGGAGGGAAGCGCUGCGGCAGCAGGAGGAGGAGCGGAAGCUGAAGCAUGCCAAGAUGGAGGCGGAGCGGGAGCGCGUGCGGCAGAACGUGCGGGACAAGUACGGCCUCAAGCGGCGCGAGGAGCGGGAGGCCGAGGCCAAAGCGGCGAUGGAGGCCGCGUGCAGUGGGGGCGGCGGCGGCGGCGGCGGUGGCGGCGGCGUUUCCGGCGGUGUGGCUGGAUCCGAGGGCAGCCUCACCCGCCCCAAGCGGGCCAUCCCUCCCGGAGACGAACAGAAGGCGCAGAGAGGUUCCAAGUUGGGUGGAGGAGGGAUCCAUCAGGCAAAAGGGAGUGGCAGUGCUUACGUUAAAAAGUAUUCGUAGAGAGAGACGGAGAUGAUGCGGCGCAUGCAACCGCACUGCAUGCCAACGGCGCACGAUGUGAUUCUUGCAUGAUGCACAUUGCACAGGGUGUCCACAGAAGUAUCGCGUGUCGCUCCGUUCAUCAUCAUCACCAUCAUCAACAUCAUUACCAACAUCAUCACCAUCAACAUCACCGACGUCAUCGUCGCCGCCGCCGUCAUCAUGCACGGCCCCUUUGUCAAUCCGCUGCUGGAUGAAGGCCUGCCCGAUGCCGUGACGGUCCAAACAUAUUGAAAGCAAAAAUACGCAAAUUCCACAUUUUAAAGCUGCAACGAUUCACGAAAACAUUUGAGGGCGCCCUCCCUUCGCGACAGAGCGCCUUAACUCCCCACGCGAUAUAUACAUACAUACAUAAAUUGUCACUCCAAAUAAUUCAACCAGCCUUUGUUAAUCCAUUGGCGCGACAGAGGCCGUGUUGGUCGUGGUGGUUGUUUGACCGUGGAAGACAAUGGUCGUGUCGUGCAACCCAUGUGUCUCCACCACGCUGGUCAGUGCGGAGUGCUGAAUAGGAGCCGUUAAGGUUGCCGUUCGCCACGCACGACAGCUGUGGCCGGGGAAUCGAACUCAGGUGGCCGCGUUCAUAACGCAGCAACGCACAAAGCCGCACCACCACUUUAUUCUUGUGAGUUAUUAAUGUAACAACAAUAGUCACAUCUUGUUUUGAAGCUUUCGUGACUGCAGGAAUCCAUACUCUUUGGUUCUUUCGGUAAAGUCACGUAGGUAUUUUAUUUUAUUUUUAUACCUACGUGACUUUACCGAAAGAACCAAAGAGUAAUAAUAGUCAUGGUAGAUUUCAGCCCCCUGUUGUAAAUCCACCGUUUUAUAAAAGGCCACUACGCACCGUGUCGGAAGGGGGCUGUUGUUUCUAUCGAACUCCACAAGAGAAGAGGAAUGCAGGCACCCAUUCGGACACCACUCGCACGGCGGAUGUCAGCAGUGGCCAGGAGUUGAACUCGGCCCGCCGGGUUCACGGCGCAGUGCCGUUGAACCCGCUCCGCCAUUGCCUCCCGCCCAUUGUUAAAGCCACACAAUUAAGGUGGCAAUUCGAAUUAUGUUGAUAAAUACUACUACUACACAAAAGAGUCUUAACAGACUUUUGGGACUUUCAAAGUAGCACCGAUGAAAGCCGGCAAGGCGCUCGAAGAGAGUGGAUGGCCAACACCACGCCCGGCCGCCUUUGUCUCCCCAGUGGCGAUGUUUACGACUGUCCGCAACCAGGUACUCAUUUAAGACUGAGUCGAUCUCGGGGAGGCCCAGGACCGGUUCAGAUAAAUCGUCACUGGAGUGUUGGCCGUGAGCGGGAAUCGAACCCAGUGUGCUAAUCAUUGCGCCAACGCUCCCCGCGUAUAAUAUCUGCACAUGCACGCGCACGACGUCAAUACGUGAGCCACUUGUUGGUACCACGUGACGUGGGGUCACUUCAGCGGUUUCAAUUCCUUCACGUGGCCGAUAAAAAGCAAAUUACGUGGAAAGCGCUUGAAAAAAUGAGCGCGGCUUAUCGAGCAAGUCAAUCUCAUUGGCCGUACAAAUAAAUCGGUCCUAAUGGAAAUGUGCCGCCUUAGGUGCUUACCAAUGGCUUGGUCCCAUGGAUGAUUGGCGAAGUAAAUAUGCUAUCGUAUUAUUAUUAUUAUUGUUUUAAACCCUCCAAACACACCACGUGCAUUAACAAUCGAAUCGAGAUUUUUUUGUUUUGUUUAAAAUAGUCUCAGGUGAAUUGCCAAAAACAACGUCCGGUGCGAUCAUUCCAAGCGCGUCUACCGUACGCUACUGAAGAAUCGUUCGAGCCGUGUCGGUUCAACGCCACGUGGGGAAUACAUUUUGCGAAUAACCAAAAAAAGUGCGACCACGCGAGUUCAUGCCGCCGUCUAAUAACAAACGCUUUCAUUCUGCAUGAUACUUCUACGGACACCCUUGACUAUAGUAUUAUUUAUGAAGUGUGUGUUUUCUCUAUUUAUGAUCAUUGCUUGCCCCGCCUACAAUGCCACCAUCGUUAUCAUCAUCAUCAUCAUCGUCGUCGUCGUUAUUUAUUCUUCUUAUUCUUAUUAUUGUGUGCCCUUAGGCAACAUCUUAAGCAUGAGAAGCCAUUUGCACAGAUGCUGAGAACUUUUCUUUGCGUGGAUGCAUU
Molecule: messenger RNA, 3046 nt
Organism: Petromyzon marinus (sea lamprey)
Lineage: Eukaryota; Metazoa; Chordata; Hyperoartia; Petromyzontiformes; Petromyzontidae
Product: complexin-1-like
Biological process (GO): neurotransmitter transport; synaptic vesicle exocytosis; regulation of neurotransmitter secretion
Cellular component (GO): SNARE complex; terminal bouton
Molecular function (GO): syntaxin binding
Source: RefSeq, a predicted model, not a curated record